UGUCAGCAAGCCUCAACACCAAGCCGCGCUGGAUGUCCGCCGCCUCCGUCUGGGAUGUACACUUUAAUCUGAAAAGACGAGACACUUCGGAGGUGCGUCUACCUGCUUACGCUGAGCCGCUGCCUUUGGAUAUCGCUGCCACCCAUAACGCAUCCGCACACUUUUAAUCUCGUGGUUUUCUUGUGAAGUGGCGUGUGCCUGGUGUAUAAUAAACAGUGCGCUUGUGGAAAGGCGCACCACAAAACUUUUUCCCCCCAUUCCUUUUUUUUUUUUUUUUUCUUUUUCUUUUUCUUUUUUGGUAAAGAAGAACUUCGCAACUUUGGAGAUACGUUCAAUAGACAUAGCAGCGGUUUCAUGUGGCUUCUAAUUUGACAGAAGGGAGACAUUUCUUUGGAAAUUUCACAGAGGGCAUUCACUUUUGAAAUAUGUUCAGCAAGUGCUCGGUGGCGUUGUUGAAUUUCUUCAUCCUGGUGCGAGCGCUUUCGGCUCACGAGUGUACGCCGUGUGAUCUCCGGACGUGUUCCGUGAAAGCCCCGCAUGGCUGCGAGGGUGGCCGGACCUUGGCCAGGGACCCAUGCGGAUGCUGUGACCAGUGUACGCGACUGGAGUGGGAGCCCUGCGGCGGCCAGGACUGGGCGCACGGCUACUGCGCUCUGGGGCUGACCUGCGCCUCUGUCAACAAAACCGGAGCUGCGACAAUCCCUGAAAUUGGAGUUUGUAAAGAGCUUCCCGACCAUCCCGAGGCAGGUCUGGAGGACGAGCGCUGCCCCCUGAUGACAGGCUGUGACAGAGCCGGGGGUCAGUGUGUGUGUGACGCCCGCCACUCCUGCUUGGGCUCGUUCACCUACCCAGACCAAGAGAGCUGCAUGAAGGCCAGCAAGGCAGAGAGUCGGAGGCACGAUCACCGGGACAGGCACAGGGAGAAGUUUGUGGGACCGUCCAACCCAGCCUGCAUGUUCUCUGGGUGUAACCUGACCGCUGAGGGCUGUGUGUGUGAGUCUCAGAGCUGCCACCACCACUUCUCCUACAUCAACCGCAGCCAGUGCCAGGAGGCCGCAGAGGAGCUGAGGUGUGCCGGGGUGACGUGUCCUGUUUUGCCGGUACCCUCCUGCCCCAAGGGCUCAGUCCUGACGAAGAGCUACACCCCCCCUGCUGGCUGUUGCCCCUCUAUACCACCACAGUGCACUUGUGACCUCCGUGGUUGCCACAAGCCCCAGUGUCCCAGCGGACAGCGUGCCGUGCCACUCAGCCAGGCCACCGGGCGGCCAGGAGACUGCUGUGAUGUUUUCGAGUGCCAGAGAGUCUCUCCCAAGUGCGUUCACAAUGGGAAGGAGUUUUCGGAGGGGGAGGUGUACCGCAUGGACCCCUGCUGGCUGUGUCAGUGCCGGGGAGGAAUCUCCUUCUGCUCUAAGGCUGAGUGCGCCGAGCUGGACUGUGAAAACUUCUACAUCCCUGAGGGCGAGUGCUGCCCUGUCUGCAUAGAUGUGGAGCUGCUGUCGAUGGACAGCACGAAGGCCAGCUGCUGGGUGAACAACAAGCUGCGAGGCCACGAGGAGCAGUGGAAGGAGGACGACUGCACCUUCUGCCAGUGUGUCGAUGGAGAGCCCCACUGCACGGCCAUGGCCUGCAAACAGAGCUGCCAGAAUCCUGUCAAGAUCCCCGGAGAGUGCUGUCCCUUCUGCGAAGAGCCCUCAUAUGAGACCGUGAGCCCAAUGCUGUGUCCCCCCCUGGAGAACUGCUCGCUGUCAGUGAGCGACUGUCCCUACGGCUUCCAGCAUGACAAGAACGGAUGUCUGCUCUGCCAUUGUCUCAGCAAUGACUCCUGCCCUGACCUGGAGAAAUACUGCACCCUGCAAUGCCCAAUGGGAUAUGAGAAGGAUGAUUUUGGCUGCGAGGUGUGCGAGUGCAGCAUCCCCACGCCCAAGUGCCGACCUCUGACCUGUACUAAGACCUGCCCCUACGGAUACGUGAGGAACAAGCAUGGCUGUGAGAUGUGCCGCUGUGUCAAAUGUCCCCCCUUCACCUGCGAUAAGCACUGCAGUGACGGCUACCGACAGAACAGGAAGGGCUGCUCCAUCUGCAUGUGUAAAGAGAGCGAGCACGUCCCGAGCACCACCGCCCCCGCCCCGAUGCCCAGCUAUUGUCUCACCUCCAAUGGGCACCGCUAUGAGGAGGGCGAGAGCUGGCACGACGGCUGCCGCGACUGCUUCUGCCACUCCGGACGGGAGAUGUGUGUGCUCAUAUCUUGCCCCGUGCCCAGCUGUCCUCAGCCAGUUGUCAGGCCCGACCAGUGCUGCCCUACGUGUGAGGAUGAGUCAGGCAGCGGUCAGCCAGAAGGGAUGGACAUGGUGGUGUGCAGGGCGCCCGGGGGCGAGCUCUACGUGGAGGGCGAGACCUGGAACCUGGACGAGUGCACACGCUGCACCUGCAGGAAGGGACGUGUCCUGUGCGACACAGAAGUGUGUCCCCCAGCUCUGUGCCAGUCGCCAACCAGGAGCAAGGACACCUGUUGCCACGUCUGCCCAGAGGACAAGCUGAGCCCCUUGUUGCCAGUGAACAACAGCCAGCAGGAGUACUGUAUAACCAGCGAUGGAGACGUGCUGCUGGCAGGAGACUCCUGGAAAGCCAACGCCUGCACCAGCUGCACCUGCAACAACGGCACCAUUCAGUGUUUCUCUCAGCGCUGCCCGGCGGCCAACUGCAGGCUGCCUGUCCUACGCAAGGGCCAGUGCUGCCCACACUGUCUCGAGAUGACGACGACAUCAGUGCCGAUCAUGGUGUCUACCAAAGCCCCCAAGACAAGUGCCUCUACCACAGUGGACAGUGUCAUGUGGAUCACCACUGUCACUGUGCCACCUAUCACUGCUGCUACAGAUGUACCAGGCUUGGGUGACAACUACCCCAGCCAAACAGAGAUGGCUCUCAUCUACCAAUCAGCAGCCUGGAUACUGGCAGGUCUCCUCCUGGCCAUCAUCAUCUUCCUCACUGUUGCGCUACUAAUCAAUAAGAAGAAGAAGUGGGUGCAGAUGUCCUGCUAUAGUGCCCCCAAGAAGACGGUGAUUCUGAAGAAACAUGUUAACAAGAACUCUGUGGUCUACAUGGAACCAUCCAAGGAGAACAAGUUUCAGAACGUGAAGAACGACUGCGGCAUCAUCAACUUCUCUCCCGAGAUGAGUUCUCCCUGCGGGGAGAGGAUGACCAUCCCCAGGGCCAAACUGAGCAUGGGCAAUGACAGGACGCCGCGCUAAAGCCCCCAUGUACUCUGUGGACCAGAGCUGCCCAGCGCUUUCCACUCUCUCUUACUGCUGUAUCCGAGGUGAUUUAUUUAACAAUGCGCUGCGGCUGGCUACACACACCUGGAACGCCGCCUCUUUCCCAUCCUUCCUUCUGUGACAGUAAAAGUAAGGGGCCCAGGCGACAGACAAAACAAGUGACCUCUAGUCCUUUUACCAUGUGUCCGUUUUAUUCUGUGUUUGGACCAUUACCAUGGCCACUGAGAAGCUGGGAGAUGAGGAGGGUGGUGGCAAGUGAAUGGAUGGAGGAAGGACACAGCCACUCUGGGCUCUGCUUUACCACAGAGAAAGAGGCAGCCAGAGGGGAAACUCUGGCAGUCAGCCUUUGACUGUGAACAUUAUAUCAUUGCUUAUUAUUGUAAUGCCUCCUCGGAAAUUGAGCUGAUAAGAGGAACAUAAAAAGCUUUAGGACAGGGGGUUUGGGUUGUAGCUCCGCGGGGCGUCGAAGCUGCUGGCUCUGAGAGCAGCAGUGCUUUAUGGAUGCGGUCCUUAAGAAAGGAGACCAAAGGAACUGAUACUCUACUUGGAUCAAAAUGGGCUGGACGGGAGGCAUAACAGGCCAAGUCACCAGUUAUCAUAAGAAGUCAGCAGACUUUAGUGACCCACAGACCCAAUCCCCUGCUUUAGAACGUGUGGUUUCCAUCUUAGCUUUUUUAUAUAUAUAUUUCUACAGUAUUUGUACUAGUUGUAGCGUUAUUUUUGGCCACCUCUUGUUUAUAUUAUGGGUGUCUCCAUGGUGGUCAGAUUGAAACAUUUUGGAAAUGCCAGUCUAAAACAUUCCCCCAUCAAGUCCAGGAAGUGCACACUUCCCAUACACUCGACUGGUUUCUACCUUCACACGACCCAAGUCAUUCCAUUCAGAAAACUCAACCAACAAACCACAGCUCCAAGAUGAAAUAUGUGAAUUGUUCUCAGACUCUGUAAACCUGUCUGUAACACAGUAGCCAACAGCCGUCAUCCUUCCACCCAACCUCGUCCAACCUUGGCUCCUCCAGAUGGAAUCAGUCCGUUGGUCAUACUUCAUCUCAAAAUGGCAGACUUGAAGUUGAAGUGAAGUGAUAUUCAUCCAGAGAGAAUGUUAUUUUAUAGCCUGCGGAGAAGACAAAAUGGUGCCAGAUUGUUCAUCUGGACCUGUAAGGAAUGUCUUUGAUAACAAGCCUCAUUUCUUAACUUUAUUUACAGCCGUGUGGGGAGCUCCUGUUCCCACAGAAUGUUAGCAGUGGUUAGUAAGCAUCCUUUUGUAAGCCUUAAUUUCAUAGCCUUAAUGUAUUUUUUGUUUGGCAUCUUGUUUUUCAUUUAAUGAUCUUUAUGCUAGCCCAUAUCAAUCUAAGGGAAAAAAAAAAUAAUAUAUUCACCCGUUAUUCAGAUGAACAGAUUUGUAUGUAUUGUACAGCAUACAGUUGUCACUGAUGGUUCCAGUCAGCUCCUCAUAUCCUAGUAAAUUAUGUGAUUUGUGGGCAUGGAGGUCGAGUGGAGCUUGCUAGUAAUAAGUGUAAAUAAUGGUACACAGUACAUCAGAGCAUGUUAAAGAGACAUAGCACUUUUCUUUGGAGCCAGUGUUUUUUUUUUUUUUUUUCUCAGAAAGCCCAAUGCAGGAUUCUUGGAGGGAUAAAAGGCCCUAAUCGGGGAUUUGAUAGGCAUAUUAAGCACAUGGAGAUGUUGAACCACUCAAGUGAACAUGCUGUUGCAGCAAAGUCUCGGCUUCGUACCAAUCUGAUCAACCCAGGGACAGAUAGAAUCUGAAACGCAUUAUGAAACAAACUGAGGUCUCAUAGGAAAAGAUUUUGGAUCAGAGUUCUCAAGACCAUCGCCAGCUUCUCAAUACAAAGACCAUUCUGAUGCCAAAAUUGGUUGGAGACCAAUUUAUAUUGAAGUUUUUUUUUAAGUAACUCAGUAGAUUUGUGUCUGUUUGAACCAUGACCAUGUGCUUUAAAAUGAAGAGGCGACUGUAAAAGCUUACGCAGUUCUUUGUUCUUCUAUGUGUAAAAAAAAAAAGAAAAAGAAAAAAAAAGUAGUUUAAAUUAGUAGGACAGAAGAGUAUCUUAUUUAUUUUU
Molecule: messenger RNA, 5347 nt
Organism: Myripristis murdjan (pinecone soldierfish)
Lineage: Eukaryota; Metazoa; Chordata; Actinopteri; Holocentriformes; Holocentridae
Product: cysteine rich transmembrane BMP regulator 1 (chordin-like)
Exons: 15
Coding region: 426-3248 (940 amino acids)
Cellular component (GO): plasma membrane; extracellular region
Molecular function (GO): protein binding; serine-type endopeptidase inhibitor activity
Source: RefSeq, a predicted model, not a curated record